Messenger RNA from Alosa alosa (allis shad), 5137 nucleotides. RefSeq names its product TSC22 domain family protein 1-like. The record is from RefSeq and is a predicted model, not a curated record. Bases 805 to 3393 code for a protein of 862 amino acids. NCBI's taxonomy places the organism in Eukaryota, Metazoa, Chordata, Actinopteri, Clupeiformes, Clupeidae. Gene Ontology annotation, biological process: regulation of transcription by RNA polymerase II. The transcript is spliced from 3 exons.
GCAAGCAUUGCUCACUGAUUCAAGUAUGGCUGGGGUUGAGAUCAUAGGAGAAAGGAUGAUACAGCAAAUGUUGAAUCUAAAAGAAUGAUGGAAUGGAUCUAAGUGGUUGACAACUGUCGCACAGGAAAAGAACACUCGAAGAGGAUCUUGAUGCCGAUGUUGGAUAUUUUACUUCGAAAGUAACAGGAGAUUAGUCUUCCAAAUAUGCGGCUCUAACGUCUGGCAGUGAUGGAAGUGAUGUCGUAUGACUCCAAUGUUUAUGUUGAAUUUACAGCCGGUCUGCCGUUAGUAACGACUAAGAUUUAUUCUUUAAGUAUAUGUUCUUAAGUUUAUAGUUUUAGAAAUGAUGAUAUCUAUAGAGAUAUUUAAUAGCUUUUGAUAUACAUACGCAGAUUCUGCGUUUAUUACUCAGCUAUUUAGCCAGCUAGUUUGCUAGCCCGGCUAGACUCAUAGCUGGACCGCUAGCUCGGCAACAUUAGCAUUUGGCAUUGAGAUUGUUUUAGGUCUUCUUCGGCUUGUAUUGCAUGGAACUGUUCCGGGUAAUCUUCAUACAGAAAACGUUGGCCGGCGGCAGGGCAACCUGGCAUGUGUGUAUAUGCCGGUGUAGCUAACUAGCCACUGUCUGUGAAGUUGUCGCUAGCUAACAGCUAGCUCACUGUAUAUACUUAGCUAACAACGUUAACGAGAUAAUUUUUCGAAUGUCAAAUUUUAGUUAGCUUGACGAAGUAAGUAACACCAAUCUCGCCAGAAGUAAAAGUUUUGUUUUGCAUCCAUUCACGCGACAAAGUCGCCAACUUUGACGAGAUGCAUCACGCAGACUCUACCGGGGAUUCUCCCGGCUCGAGGAAGAUGGCGCAUUCCUCUGUUUUUAGUAAUCGAAGGGGUAGCAACACCGGCAGCAGCGGCAGCUUGUCUAACACUGCCAAUGCCAACAUUAACGCUAACGUUAUCCCUACCGAUGACAACCAGUCCUCUCUCCUUAGUCAGCAUACAGGCCCGGCUGGGUGCUCUUCACCAGGACCCCAUCACCCUCCCCACAGCCUAAACGUACAGUCGCAGUCUCUUCAGAGCGCCGGAGCACAGGUGAAAAAGAAGAGCGGCUUCCAAAUUACUAGUGUCCUACCUGCUCAAGUGUCUGCUAGCGCCAACAACAGCAUAGCGGACGACACCGAAAGUUAUGACGAUAUGGACGAAUCUCAUACCGAGGACUUGUCCUCCUCGGAUAUCCUGGACGUGUCUGUCUCGCGGGCCACUGACCACGGCGUGCCGGAGAGAAGUUCCUCCGAGGAGACGCUGAACAGUCUCCAUGGCGUUGAUACCCCGGGUGUUGUGUCACCCAACGAACCUGUGCUCCACCACCAGCUGCAGCAAGGAGCUCAGCAGGGGUACAUGGUGAACGGCUCCGUGCACCACCAGGGGCACCAUCAGCACCAGCACCAUGGUCACCAUCAGGAGGCUCCUCAUCCCAUGGCUGCUCCUGCGCCAGUGGCAACCCAAAGUGGAGGCUUGCACAUUGUCCAAGGUGGUGUUGGGGCCACGCCUGUCGUUCCAUCAUCUGGCCUAGGAAGCGGUCAAAUCGUAAGGCCUAUCCCUGUCCGGCCUGUGCCUCUGGAGGGUGCGGCUGCAGGAAUGGUUGGUCAGCCACCAGCCACCACCAAGGGCCCUGUGAGUAUCGGUCAAGGCGGCGCCCUGGGGAUCGUUGGUGGAGGGGUCAUCCCAGGUGCUGGAGGUACUGGAGGAGCCCAGCCUGUCCCAGCUGCGGUCCCGGCCACGUCUCAGCCAGCUCCUGGCAACACUUCUGCCCACUCUCAAGCUUCAGCUUCUGCUUCUACUGCCGCCACUACUGCUACCGCCACUGGGUCCACCGCCACUUCCACCGCCUCCCGUUUCCGGGUGGUCAAGCUAGACUCCAACUCGGAGCCCUACCGCAAGGGCAGGUGGACCUGCACAGAGUUCUAUGAGAAGGAACCUCCACCUUCUUCGGCGCCCCCCACCAGUACUGCAGAGUCUGCUGCUGCUGCUAAUGCUGCUAAUGCAGCUAAUGCAGUUGCUGUUUCAGCUGCUGCGGCUGCUGCUGCUGCCACCGUGGUGCCCCCCCAAUCUGCACCUGAAAGCGACAGCACCACUAGUGGGAGUUCGUCCAUUGGUAGCACACUGGGAGAGACUGGUAUCAUGCCAGGCCAGCCGGUCUACAGCCACAUCCCUGCGCAGCAGCAGCAGCAGGCGCCUCACCCUGGUGCCCAGCAGCCCAUGCAUCAGGAGGCAGGCAUGGUGCCAACCAUGCACCCUGCCACCAUGCCACCUGCUGGCUUGCAGACGAUGGCCCACGGCGUCGGAGUGCCGGCCACCGAGGGCCAGUCAGCGCCUGCCAUGAGGCCCCUGCAGCCCAUGACGUACCACGUGGAAACACAGCCAGCCCAAGGACAGAUGGGCUACCCUGCCACGCAGCAACCCAAUGCGGGCAUCGCCCACCCGGGCGUCCAGGGGCAGGACUUCGCCCAGCACCAGACCACUGGUCAGGCUCACCCCAUGGCACCCAUGCCCGUCGGAGCCAUGCCCGGCAUGGGAGCUCCAGGAGGGGCAGCAGGGAUGCCAGGGCACCCAACAGGAGGCCAGGCCGCUGUGCCACAGGCUGCCCAGACCCGACCCCUCGCUCCCCAGACCCAGCCCCCUGGAGGACAGCCCCAGCCACUACAACACCUGGCCCAGCUGCUCCCAGACCCACAACCCCCCCAGCAUGCGGGGGCUCUGCCCACCCCAGCUGCCAGCGUUGCUGCUGCCAUGUCGGGUCAGAGUGUGCCCGCCAUGCCCCACCCAACACUGGGCCUGGCUCACCCAGGAGCUGCCCUGCUGGCUGGCGGGAUGGGCCUGGCACUGGCUCACCAGGGACAGAUGCCCCACGGCGGAGGAGCGUACGCUGGGAGCAGCUUGCUGACUGCCUCCCAGCUGGAGGAUGCCCAGAGGCUGCUCUUCCAGCAGUCGCUGCCCAGGAUGGCCGCAGGCAUGGAGGGCACCAUUGGCAUGGACACUGGGGCCUUAGCUGCUGCAGCUGGUGCAGAAGAGGACAGUUCUUCGGGUGCCAGUGUGGUGGCCAUAGACAAUAAAAUCGAGCAAGCCAUGGACCUGGUAAAGAGUCACCUGAUGUACGCCGUGCGAGAGGAAGUGGAGGUGCUCAAGGAGCAGAUCAAGGAGCUGGUUGAGAGGAACUCUCAGCUGGAGCAGGAGAACAACCUGCUGAAGAACCUGGCCAGUCCCGAGCAGCUUGCCCAGUUCCAGGCCCAGGUGCAGACAGGCUCACCCACCUUAGUCACCCAACCUGGGGUCCUGGGUGGGCCUCAGGCCCCUGCACAGAGCCUUCCACCCCCCAACCAGGGCACAGGCCCCUCCGCCUAACUCUGGAGCUACAAAAGAGAGAGAGAGAGAAGAGGAGGGGGUGGAGAAGGAGGACGAAUGGUGGAUUAAGAGGGUGAAGUUGCUUGGAUGUAGUGGCUGACGAGAAACACACGGAAAACCUACACUAUACUGUGAACUGACUCAACUUUUUAAAAGAUACGAGACGUGCCACAAUCACAGAUGACACAUGAGGAGUGGAGGGAUAACUGGUCAUUGGAAAUCGGACGCAAACUGACGCUAGCUGUUUUUGUUGUGGUCGAUUUUUUCCGUUGUUGAUUGUUUUUGUUUUUUUUUUGUUUUUUUUGUCUUUUAUUUGUUUUUUGCACAUAUUUAAUCGUCAGAGACCUCAACACCGCCGUGUCGAUGCUCAACAUUCAGGAGCUUUAUUUGCCUCUGACAAUCAAUGACGGCGACGCAACGCGACUGCAUGUGGACUGAGCCAGUAGCCACAGAUCCUGGGCGGAGGCUCCUGAGAGUCCGAGCCGGGAGGGUAACGAGAAGAACAAUCUCCCGCUGAAUCUGUGCCCGGGAUGAGGGGGGGGUGGGGUGGGAAAAUCAGCUCGCAUGCGUAAGGAGCUUUUUUUGUGUUCCUGGAAAAAAAAGAUAAAAAAAGAUGGAAAAAAAAAAAUACAAAACUGUGUUGAUGAUGCUCUCAGCAGUGACUCUGGAAAUUGUGCUGCUGUUGCCACAUUUGCCCUUCCAUUUUUUUUAUAGUGUUAUAUUUCCUUUAUGUUUAGGUUUUUGUUAAUGUUGUCAUUUUCCCCUAGCUGUGUUUAAUAAAAGGACAAGCACUUUUUUUUGUAGGUGACUAACCCAGAAAAUGACAUACAAAUCAUGGACCAUUCAGUUGAGGACACCCAUCUGGAAUGGGGUGGUUCAGUUGAGUGCAGAACCGUAGUUAGUUAUCUUUUUUUUUUUGAAAGAAAACGGAAAAGAAAACAACUUGCCUUUAGACAUAAUUACUUUUUCCCAGUGAGGAGGUGGGGGGGUGGCGUUAACCUUGCAUAGUUAUGCCUCAGUGUUGCAACUUUGAUAUUGUCAUUCCUUCCCCGAGAAGUCGACGUGCAUACUCAACUUAAACAAGGAUUUAAGAUGGGAUUGAAAUGUGGGGGAGCCAACACACGUUUUCUGGGUGAAAUGUGUGGGGUGGGGAGGAAACUUCACUAACGGGGUAGUGAGAUUUGUAUGUAUUUUUGGUGUGUAAUUAUUGUAUGUGGUCUGCAAGAGCAAAAACUGCAAGAGGAGCAAAGGAAAACAAAAAAACCAAACCUACACACUCUACAGACUGGACAGACAGACACUCACACAGAGUUGAUCUUGGGAAGAACUGAGCACAACAUGGCUGCCUGCAACAUGACGUAGCAGCGCACAAAAUGGACUUUUCACUGAUGACGACAACCGCAACAACAGGAUUAAUUUUGCACUGGUUUGGUGUUCCUCAACACAGUUGUUCACAUAAGUUAUUAUGUGUGGGAAUCCAUGCAGAAUUUUUUGAAGGAAAAAAAAAAAACAAAAAAACAAUAUUUACUGCCUUACAGCUUAUAGCACUCUGGAUGUACUACAAACCAAUUUAUCUCCAUACUCAAUGCUACACAGAUCUCCAAAGCGAAAAAGCAUCUUGUCAGACCUCCUCAAUAUUUUGUGCAUGUUGUGCCCCCCCCCAAACCACACCAGAAAUGUGACGUAAUACAAUUGCACUAAACAGUUGCACCUCGACUUUAAUAAAAUGAAAAUAAACUCAAAA